This is a messenger RNA of Menidia menidia (Atlantic silverside), 4491 nucleotides long. Lineage: Eukaryota; Metazoa; Chordata; Actinopteri; Atheriniformes; Atherinopsidae. The record is from the annotation of a GenBank genome assembly.
AUGGCUCUGGCACGAUUUAGUAAAAUCCUCCGUUUGCCGACGAUUGAGAUAAAGAAGAAAGUCAAGCAGUAUGAGCACGUCCACAGGGACGUCAACCCCAACGACAUUUGGGAAAUAGUUGGAGAGCUUGGCGACGGCGCGUUUGGGAAAGUCUACAAGGCCCGUAACAAGGAGACAGACAUCCUGGCUGCAGCCAAAGUGAUCGAAACAAAAUGUGAGGAGGAGCUGGAAGACUACAUUGUUGAGAUCGACAUCCUGGCUAAAUGUGACCACCGCUACAUUGUCAAGUUGCUUGAUGCCUUUUAUCAUGAAAACAAACUCUGGAUCAUGAUUGAGUUCUGCCCUGGAGGGGCCAUGGAUGCCAACAUGUUAGAGUUAGACCGAGGCCUGACGGAGCCCCAGAUCAAGGUGGUCUGUCGCCAGAUGUUGGAGGCUUUGGUCUACCUCCACAGCAUAAAGAUCAUCCACAGAGACCUGAAGGCGGGUAACAUCCUCCUCAUGCUGGAUGGGGACAUCAAACUGGCUGAUUUUGGUGUGUCUGCAAAAAAUACCAAAACCUUACAACGGAGAGAUUCUUUCAUCGGAACUCCAUACUGGAUGGCCCCGGAGGUGGUGAUGUGCGAGACGAUGAAGGACGCGCCGUACGACUACAAGGCGGACAUCUGGUCCUUAGGAAUCACGCUGAUCGAGCUCGCACAGAUCGAACCCCCACACCACGAGCUCAACCCGAUGAGGGUUCUGCUGAAGAUCGCCAAGUCUGAGCCUCCCUCCCUGGAUGCACCACAUAAAUGGUCGAAGGAUUUUAAAGAUUUCUUGAGGAAGGCCCUGGACAAAAACCCAGAGACUCGUCCAACUGCAGCACAGCUCUUGGAGCACCCUUUCGUGAGAUCGGUGACGUCCAACCGUCCACUGAUCGAGCUGGUGGCCGAGGCCAAGGCUGAAGUCAUGGAGGAAAUAGAGGACAAUAGAGAGGAAGGAGAGGACGACGACACCAUGGAGCUCACUGUGUCUCCAGGCAAGGAGCCAUGCCGGACUAGUCAGACCAGUUUGGACGAAGAUCAGUCUCAGCUGACCCCUAGCCCCACCACGCCUUCCCCGACCACGCCGGUGCCUUUAUCCGGGGGAGAGGCCCCGCCGGGCUCCCCUACGGAGGACGGGCCCAACUCCAUCAUGGUGGUCCCCGUUCCAGUUCCCCUUCCGCGGCAGAAGCUCCCUCCCAGGGAUUCUGAGGACGACGGUGACAAGCUGACCGACGAGGUCAUUCACGAGUCGAAUAAAUCCGAGAGCGAGGCCUCGACCAAGACUUCCAGCUCGGACUCUGGGAUCGAGGAUGGAAAGAGUACCCCCACGCUAGAAGACGACAAGGUUGCCUUGGAGAUGCAAGAGUCCGAACAGCCACCGUCUCUUCCACAAAGCGAGGCCUCCACGGAGACCGUUGACAUCAGUGUAGACCCGAAUGAAUCCAAGGUCCAGGCUACCAAAGAGGAGGAGGAGAACACUACCCCGAAGGACGAAGAAUCCCCCGGAGCCGCUUUCGCCGCCGACACCCCGCUUCCCGCGUCCCGCCCGGGGCCAAACGGCAGCGUUAGCAAGGGCACCGCGGAGCCGACGUCCACCGGGGAGAACGGCGAGAGCCCCUCGCCUUACGUCAACGGAGGGAUCUUCAACAAGCGGUACUCCUACGCUGGCAGCAUGGGGUCGGAGAACAUGGACAUGUCCAUCAACAAGGAGAGCAUCUCCAUGUCUGCCAGGAGCUUUUCCAAUAAGACUCUAAAGCGAACCAGGAAGUUUGUCAUCGACGGCGUGGAGGUCAGUGUGACCACCUCCAAGAUCAUCCGAGAUGAUGAGAAGAAAGAUGAGGAGAUGAGAUUCCUGAGACGGCAAGAGCUGCGUGACCUCCGUUUGCUACAGAAGGAGGAGCAGCGUGCCCAGACUGCUCUGAAUGCCAAACUGGAACAGCAGAGGGAACAAAUGCAGAGACGCUUCGACCAGGACAUGAAUACCAAGAAGAAACAUUAUGACGCAGAGCUGGAGAACCUGGAGAAGAACCAGAAGCAAACUAUUGAGAAAAUGGAGACGGACCACAAUGUCAAACUGAGGGAUGAGACCAAACGCAUCAAAGCUGAGCAGGAGCGCGAGUACCGCAAGUUCCAGGAUCAGAUAAAACAGAAGAAGAAGGAGGUGAAACAUUCAGUUGACAAGUUGCCCAGAAGUCAGCGGAAAGAAUCGCUGAGACAGAGUAUGACUACUUUCCAAGAAAUUAAGAUAAGAGAGGAGGAGAGAUUCCUAGCGGGUCAAAAGCAACAACUGGACACGACGCUGAUGCAGAUCAUCACUAACAACAAGAGGGAGAUCGCGGAGACUGAGAGGCAGUGCCUCAACAAGAAGCACAAACUUAUCAGAGACCGGGAGGGCGUUAUAUGGGACAUGGAGGAGAAGUACCUUUACGAGAGACACCAACUGUUAAAGCAGCAGUUGAAAGACCAAUACUUCCUCCAGAGGCAUCAACUCCUCAAGAAACAUGAGAAGGAGCAGGAACAGAUGCAGUGCUACAACCAGCGGAUGAUCGAAAUCCUGAAGGCCCGGCAGCAACAGGAGAAGAGCCGGCUGCCCAAGAUCCAGCGCAGCGAGGCCAAGACCCGCAUGGCCAUGUUCAAGAAGAGCCUCCGCAUCAAUUCCACCGGCAGCACCGCGGAGUACCGUGAGAAGAUCAAGCAGUUUUCUCUGCAGGAGGAGAAGCGGCAGAAGGCGGAGAGGCAGCAUCAGCAGCAGAAGCACGAGAACCAGAUGAGGGAGAUGAUCGGUCAGUGCGAGAGCAACAUCAGGGAGCUGCAGCAGCUGCAGAACGAAAAGUGCCACCUGCUGGUUGAGAACGAGACUCAGAGGCUGAAGUAUCUGGAUGAGCAACACAAUCAGAUGGUGAAGGAGUGGAGGGAUCAGCUGAAGCCCAGGAAGAAGGCCCUCGAAGACGAGCUGGAAAUGAAAAAGAGAGACCAGGAAGCGUUCUUCAGGAUGAGUGAGAUUUCCGAGUGCCCGAACCCCAGCUCUCCUCAUAAACUCUCCAAGUUUGUGCCUUACCAAGACUCCUCCACCACAUGAGCCCCCCCCCCGCCGUGACGUUGCACAAAGUUCCAGUUUGCCUGCUGCCUCAGUUUUACACUUGCCUUACCAGUAAUAGCAGCAUAUAUAUAUCCAUCCACUUUUAUUUGAGUAUUUAUGUUUUAACUUGCGUUUUAACUCGUAUUUGAUGGUUAUUCUUGAUGUACGAACUUGCUUCACCCAUUUUUUUUUUUUUUUUUUUAAAUUCGGUCUUCUUCUUGCCCAUCAAUGGCUGUUUCUUUUAAAAUGGAACUGAAGAUACCAAAUCAUCUGCUUUAAUUGUGGGGAAGCGUUACCCCCAAAAAUCUCAGCUUUUGAAAAACAAAAAGAAAUGCUAAGAGUACUGGUUAUCCUGGGACUAUUUUUUGUUAACUUUGAAUUACUAGCAUUGUCUUCCUAAUUAGUUCUAUGGGCUUCUAUGAUACAAAUCUCAUGUUGAGUGGUAAUUGUCUAUACGAAUGAAAGAAAAACAAAAAAAACACACUGUGUACAUUUUACAUUUUUAUUUCUUCCAGAGACAUCCAUUAAACGAAGGAUGGGCUUUUUCAUUUUUCUUUGUAUGUGGGGGGUGAAGCUGAAUCAAAAAUGAUUAAAACGAAUACCAAUUUCUGUCGAUACUUAUUCAGGAAUUAGAUGUUUAUCAAACAAGGGAAUGCAAUAUAUCCUUUUCUGUUGUAUUUUUACUGUAAAAUCAGUCACACUGGAUGGGAACUGACAAAGCCAAAGUAUAGUCUGGUUUUUGUGUUUUGUUUUUUUUGUUGUUUAGGGGACUUAAACCUGUUAAUUGUACAAUUAUUAUACCAAGUGCAGUGAGAGAGCUGCCUGCUAACCUAUGUGCAAUAUUCUAUGUAUGUCUCUGCUAAGCCUAAAGAAGUUUAUUUUUCUUAAAAGUUUGCCUUCCUUUGCACUGAGAGGGAUAAUAUGAAGUGUUAAACUCCAAAUAAAUAUCGAAUUGCUUUUUAGAAAUAAUUUGUUUAAAGACAUUCAUAAGUUAAUAAGCAAAUCGGUGGCUUACUUGCUGAUGGUGUGAUUUUAGGAAGAAACUCUUCAUCUUCUUAAAGGGGUGCAACCUUUCAGUCUGCUGUAUGAUGCCUUAUUACGUUCAAUCUGUUGCCUUUGUUGAGUGGAGAAAAAAAAAAAAAGAAAUUGUGAGCAGUUUGGCCAUCAGAUUGACACUGAAUCAGGUACAGCCUAAUGGCUCUCUGAAUUAUUUAAAUUAAUUGUGAAAACCUAUUUUUUUGUUGUGUUUAAUGGCUUCAUCUAUGCCUUCCCCUGCCUCAGUUUACAUAACUUUAUUUGUGUGGAGGGAUUGUGAGUAUGAAUGAAACUGUAUCAGAAGGAACCACUGAUGUAUAUAGAUCAAAAUAAACAUGCAGAUUUUCUAAUGACCUA